Messenger RNA from Pteronotus mesoamericanus, 2170 nucleotides. It is a transcript of the gene VAMP2, whose product is annotated as vesicle associated membrane protein 2. Gene Ontology annotation, cellular component: SNARE complex; plasma membrane. Gene Ontology annotation, biological process: vesicle-mediated transport; vesicle fusion; SNARE complex assembly. Bases 134 to 484 code for a protein of 116 amino acids. NCBI's taxonomy places the organism in Eukaryota, Metazoa, Chordata, Mammalia, Chiroptera, Mormoopidae. The record is from RefSeq and is a predicted model, not a curated record. Gene Ontology annotation, molecular function: syntaxin-1 binding; SNAP receptor activity. The transcript has 5 exons.
AUGUGGGUGACGUGCGGCCGCCAUCUUCCCGUCCCCGGCAGCCAGCGCCAGUCGGAGCUAGCGCGAGCUGCCGCCGCUGCUGGUGCUGCUGCCAUCCCUGUAGUUGCCAAGUCCUGCGCCCGCUGCCCGCGCCAUGUCGGCUACCGCUGCCACCGUCCCCCCCGCCGCCCCGGCUGGGGAGGGAGGUCCCCCUGGGCCCCCUCCGAACCUCACCAGUAACAGAAGACUGCAGCAGACACAGGCCCAGGUGGAUGAGGUGGUGGACAUCAUGAGGGUGAACGUGGACAAGGUCCUGGAGCGGGACCAGAAGCUGUCGGAGCUGGACGACCGUGCGGAUGCACUCCAGGCGGGAGCCUCCCAGUUUGAAACAAGUGCAGCCAAGCUCAAGCGCAAAUACUGGUGGAAAAACCUCAAGAUGAUGAUCAUCUUGGGAGUGAUUUGCGCCAUCAUCCUCAUCAUCAUCAUUGUUUACUUCAGCUCUUAAACCCCCGAGGAGCCUGCCCAGAGAAGGGCCUCUCAUCCCCACCCAUCCCCAGCCGCUCCUCCACCUCUCAGCCAUAUCUUCCAGCCCCCCAUCCGUGUGUGUGUCCGUGUGUGUGCCCCCUGUAAAUAGCCAGCUGUUAUUUAUACAUAUAUAAUAUUAUAUAUAUUUGGUCUGUUUGUAGUUUUAUUACUAGAAGAUUUUUCCGGUUGUCCUUAACACCCCUUCCUGAGGUUCCCACCACCUUUCUCUUUCCCUCCUUCCCUUUCCCUCUUUUCCUGACCAGCCCCAAGUCCCUUCAUUUGCAUCUGCUAUGCAAUAGCCCCUCUUCCUCUCCUUCUUCCCUUGGAUUUAGCUGAUCCUUCCUCCCACCCUGGCCUUCCCCAUACCCCCACCCCCCUACAAAAAACAGAAACAAAAAGCAAUUGUCCAGGCCUCCCUAGGUGCAUCUUCUUUGCAUUAUUUGGGAGGCUCUGAGACUGGCCCCACUUGGUCCUAAGAAUCCCAAGGUCUGGGAGCUUCCAGCAUGUUAAUUAGCAUUCAUUUACAUACUGACAUCCCUUUUGGUUUCCUUUUUUGUUCAUCAUUCUUUAGUUCAUUCUUUCAACCCGUGGUUGGUUGGUUUGUUUGUUUCCACUGAGGAGUUGGUCCUCAUUGGUCAUUGUAUCACAGUUUCAUUUGCAUGACAUUACUUGUAGGUGGUGGGGAGCCUGGGCUUUUUGGGGAGCCAGGCUGUUCUGGCCCCCAGAAUCAUCUCCUAGCCCCUGUAGUCCAGUUUGCCUCCCCUACCCCCAUUUUCCAAACCUCUUGUCCCCUCCUCUCCCUCCCCGGAGCUGGUGUGUAAGUGUCUUGGAGUUCAGUGUGUUAUGAUGGACCAAUAAUUCUGCCACAUGGAGUUUUUCCCCACAUUCCUGAUCCCCAGUUUUCAUGUGGGGCACUCAACUGACAUUCCCAUGGGGUCUCCCUCCCUCCCAUCUGUCUGAUCUUCCCCCUCCUCCUCCCUCCAGGAGAGUUGGGGGUUGGCCACAAUCUGAUCUCUUUUGGGAGAGGUGGCUGCCAGUGUCUGAGGGGUCAUCACUGCCUUGGAGAGGAGUGGAGCAGGGCAGAGAAUCUCCCCAGUUCCUGCCUGAAGUCUCCUCUGGCCCCAUCCCUGCUGGGGGUUGGACUGAAAACUCUCCUCCCCAGUUUGGAGGGUGUUGCCUCCUUCACUGCCCAGCUCCUCUGACUGCCCCCCACCCGAAUUCAGGAUGGGGGGUACUAGUCACUGCCAAUGUGUGUGGAACUUGCUGGAAGACGGGGGUUCUUGCCCUUCUCCAGGGUGGUUGAGCCCAGAGAGAGACCUGUCUUCUCCUUAGGUGAAGUGAUAGAGGAAAGGUCUAAUGUCUUUUUAAAUGGCACAAUCAGGGGGGGCCUGAGGGUACAGUUCCUUAAACUGUCACUGGAGGGGACCCCCCCAACUCUUUCCCCCACACUCAAGGUUUCUGUGUGGAGGGGGAACAGGGAGAUCUAAGCUGUGGUGUGAAAGGGUAGGGAGAGAUGCUGGGGGUGGGGAUGCUGUGCUCUAGAUCCCCCAUAUUAUCCCAGUGUCCUCUGCCCCCCAUUCCUUCACCCCAUGCCCCCAAUUCUGUGGCGCAUCCAGAUUGUGAAAAUGUACAAUAAAUGUGUAAUGAGUAACUAAAUGGUGUCUGU